Molecule: messenger RNA, 1965 nt
Organism: Menidia menidia (Atlantic silverside)
Lineage: Eukaryota; Metazoa; Chordata; Actinopteri; Atheriniformes; Atherinopsidae
Source: the annotation of a GenBank genome assembly
GAAAACACGGUUUGGGGUUUAGCCAAUCAGAGCAGAGCACUCCUACGCUCCUCCCCCCUCCUCCUUCUUCUUCUGCUGCAGCUGCUGCGUCUUCUUCUUCUGCCUUUUAUUAACAUGACUGUUACCUUCCGUCCAACACAAAUUUUCUUUGCGAAUUCUUUGCUGCUGGGUGAAUUGAUUUGUUUUUUUUUAUUAUGUAUUAUUCUUUAGUAGAACCUUUGUAAAGUCUACAACACAAGGCAGGCAGCGGCGCCAUCUUGCUUUGUCCACCAACACCGCUACGUCAGAAGACUCCGCCUUUUCCGCUCACGUGACCCGCUGGAUUGUUUGUGGUCGCGCGUCUUUCUCUCUUGGCGGUUUAAUGUUUGAGAGAAUAGUUGAAACAACUGCAGGGUCCUAGCAGAGCGCGAACAGUCGGCUUUAAUGGAGAAAAUGUGCGACGGGCCCAGAAGCAGGAGAGCUGAUAUCCAUUCCCACGAACAGGGCAAUAGGAGCAGUGUCCCGUCCCGGUGGUCCCACUGCAGGAAGAGGGGGAAUGAUGGCAGCCUGAGGCCCAACGGCGACGCAGAUGAGUGGGGAGCGGACAGCAGGCAUUCCAGUUUCACAACCCCAGAGGGCUCGGGACCGGUGUCGCGCUGCGGCCGGUCGGACUGGGGCAGCCAGAUGGAGGAAGACGAGAUGAGGCGGGACGUCCACAGAGACAUGCAGCGCUACAGGAGGAGAAUACUGGCAGCCGAGAGCACCCAGAGGGAGAGAAGGACCUCCUCCGGCUCCUCUGGGAGCUGCGACUCCAGAGAGGGAGAGAACAUGGAGACGGACGAGGCCGUGCUGCUGCGCAGGCAGAAGCAGAUCAACUACGGCAAGAACACACUGGCGUAUGACCGAUACAUCAAAGAGGUUCCAAAGCACAUGCGGCAGCCGGGCGUUCACCCCAAGACCCCCAACAAGUUCCGCAAGUACAGCCGGCGCUCCUGGGACCAGCAGAUCAAGCUGUGGAGGGUCAAACUGCACGCCUGGGACCCCCCCGCCAACGACCGCCAGGAGAAGUCCCAGGACGAUAACGACGCCGAGGAGCUGGACCUGGGCGACGUCAUGGACAUCGAGCUGGACUUCCCGACCUUAACGGACCUGCCGGACGCCCCCCCCCCUCUCCCCAUGCACAGUCUGUCAGUGGAGGAUCAGGACUGUGACGGUACUCCGGUGAAGGUUCAAAAGACAGACCCCUCCGUGGAGCCUGACAUGGCAUAGCUCAUGCCGUCCAGGAAAAGACCCGUGGAGUUGUUUGUCUACAGACUCCUUUUUGUCCCGGUCCAACACGGCGGCAGCCCCAAAACGCCGCUCUGUGGCUGGAGCCUCGGCCCCAAACCUCUGCCAGUCCGGGAUUUAGGGAUUUGUUGUUCAUUGUUCACUAGUUCUUAGUCUGUAGAUCGGGACCUACCACACAAAAUCAUCCGCUCAGGGAGUCUUGUUAUGGCAGCAUUUUACCGUUUUAAUCAAGCUUUGGGAUUGGGUGCGAAGGCGAGCACUCCUAGCACUGAUCAGUGGCCUUUGGGAACAGACGUUUGCCGGCGCCCUCCGAGUGUCAACGCGAAGUGAUCAGUAACACUUCAGCCACGUCGAAUCCAGAUGCAUACAAGUGGCCGAAGCCAAGGGUUCCUUUCGUCGAAAAGGGGAAGGGAUUUUCCUUUUCACUAACCAUUUCAGGAUCUCGCGUAAAGAGUUUUACUUCAGUUACAUUGAACUGUGUUUUUUUUAAAGCUGUUUCUUUGAGGUGGAGGACUGUCAAAUAAAAUAAAAAAGAAGUUGCUUAUAUUGUGUGCUUGUUCCUAACUUGAUUGUAGCUCUUUUUGGAGGCAAAUAUGAUUCAUCGGCUUAGUGCAGAGCUUUUGCAGAUAACAUUUUUAAUGAUGAAUCCUUUUUAUAUUAAUUGUGUACACUGAGAAAUGUUUGGAAUAAAAUGUUAGC